AUGACAUGGCGACAACUACAUGGAGACUACGACCAUCUACUACAAGAACUGAACAAGGAGGACCGCAAAGGACACAAGAACUUUCUGCGCAUCUACCCUGCAUUGUUCGAGGAGAUGGUCGAAAGGCUGACGCCCAUUUUGAAGAAGGACACGAAAAUACGGCUUGCACAAGAGGUGGGACUCAAGUUGGUGGUGAAUCUCCGCCACCUGGCAAGUGGGAACGACUAUUCAAGCCUCCAAUACAGUUUCAGGGUCUCCAAGAGUUCCAUAAGCCGAUUUAUACCAUUAGUCUGCCAAGCCAUAAUCGACACAUACAAACCAGAAGUGAUGAAUUACCCCAAGACACCAGAAGAAUGGAAUGACGUAGCAAAACAAUUCGCCUCAAAGUGGAACUACUUCAACUGUGUGGGAGCCCUGGAUAGGAAGCACGUUGCGAUCAAGAAACCCAAAGGUGGAGGAUCACUGUAUUUCAAAUACAAGAAGUUCCACAGCAUCGUCCUCAUGGCCCUCUCCGAUGCAAAGUACAGGUUCCUGUUCGCCGACGUCGAUGCAGAAGGAGGUGCUGGGGAUGGAGGAACCUGGCAGAAGUGCAACCUGGCCAGGGCCAUCACAAACAACCGAGCAGGACUCCCACAAGACAGAAAUCUGCCCAACGAUGACGAACCCAUCCCCCUCCACAUAGUCGCCGACAAUGCCUUCGCUCUCAAUCCGUGGUUGAUGAAGCCCUACUCCCACCAAUCACAAGAUCCUACCGAACGACUAUACAGCUACAGAUUAUCUCGCGCUCGUCGUGUGGUGUAA
Macrobrachium nipponense is the source of this 801-nucleotide messenger RNA. Its product is annotated as putative nuclease HARBI1. The coding region runs from base 1 to 801 and encodes 266 amino acids. NCBI's taxonomy places the organism in Eukaryota, Metazoa, Arthropoda, Malacostraca, Decapoda, Palaemonidae. The transcript has a single exon. The record is from RefSeq and is a predicted model, not a curated record.